Molecule: messenger RNA, 1666 nt
Organism: Lymnaea stagnalis (great pond snail)
Lineage: Eukaryota; Metazoa; Mollusca; Gastropoda; Lymnaeidae
Source: the annotation of a GenBank genome assembly
AAUCCACUCAUAUUGUCGUACAGAUCCAUUCAGGACAUUUCACUCAAUCCACUCAUAUUGUCGUACAGAUCCAUUCAGGACAUUUCACUCGAUCCACUCAUAUUGUCGUACAGAUCCAUUCAGGACAUUUCACUCAAUCCACUCAUAUUGUCGUACAGAUCCAUUCAGGAAAUUUCACUCAAUCCACUCAUAUUGUCGUACAGGGUGAUUCAGGACAUUUCACUCAAUCCACUCAUAUUGUCGUACAGGGUCAUUCAGGACAUUUCACUCAAUCCACUCAUAUUGUCGUACAGAUCCAUUCAAGACAUUUCACUCAAUCCACUCAUAUUGUCGUACAGAUCCAUUCAGGACAUUUCACUCAAUCCACUCAUAUUGUCAUACAGGGUCAUUCAGGACAUUUCACUCAAUCCACUCAUAUUGUCAUACAGGGUCAUUCCGGAAAAAGGGGCGAAACCUGAAAAUGGCGCUCUUUCGUGUAUUGAAAAAUAUGUCGUCAUGACUAGUACAAAUAGUUAUUUAUCGUUUAUAGCACUUUAUCGUUUACUUCACUAUAAAGCGCAUAUCUACAGCCGCUUUUGAUGCUUUUGACACCCCCUACCGACGUUGAAGCCCAGGGAGAAUGUUCCAUUCGCUCCCCCGCCAACCCCCCCCUACACACACACACACAGACACACAGACACACACAGACACACACACAGACACACACACUUUUCACGGUCACUGGGCUUUCAUGCUUCUUGAUCUUGUCAAAUGUUCAAAAUGUUUGUGAAUUAAAUGUCUAUACAUUUUAUGUUUGAAACUAUUCUUUACUGUGUUUUAUUCGUUUUAGCACAGUACUGAUGAUGUCCAAGCUCACUAUGAAUGAGAUCAACCCAAAAGGAUUUUUAAAAGCAUUUAAAGAAGAAAAAAAAUUAUAUUAACAAUUUGAUAUUUAACCAUUCAUUUUCAGACUUAUUUGUAAAAUUUUCAUUAUUAUUUUUUUUUUUACUGUUAAAUAGUGUUUCUAUGCUUGUGUUUAAAGUUUAUGAUAAGCUCAUAAUAAGAAAUGUAUUUUUGUAUUUAUUAUUUGGCUUUCUUGUAAAAUGAUGUUUCUCUUCUUUCUAAAAUGACGUUUCUUUUACUUCUAAAAUGACGUUUCUCUUCCUUCUAAAAUGACGUUUCUCUUCCUUCUAAAAUACGUUUCUAUUCCUUCUAAAAUGACGUUUCUCUUCCUUCUAAAAAAACGUUUCUCUUACUUCUAAAAUGAUGUUUUGCUUACUUCUAAAAUGACGUUUCUCUUACUUCUAAAAUGACGUUUCCCUUCUUUUUAAAAUGAAGUUUCUCUUACUUCAAAAUGACGCUUCUCUUUCUUCUAAAAUGACUUAUCACUUCCUUCUAAAAUGACGUUUCUCUUCCUUCUAAAAAAACGUUUCUCUUACUUCUAAAAUGACGUUUCUGUUCCUUCUAAAAUGACGUUUCUGUUCCUUCUAAAAUGACGUUUCUCUUACUUCUAAAAUGAUAUUUUUACUUAUUUCAAUGUAAACGCUAUGAACAUUUUUAUUUGACUGGUGAUGGGAUACAAAUAAAUACAUUAGAAGUGAUUUUAUUUCACCUUAGUAACUAGGAGUUUGCCUUUUUCACAAUAAUUGUAUAACUGAGUGUGUGAGUAUGCGUUUUUGUGUGUGUG